Messenger RNA from Neltuma alba, 993 nucleotides. Its product is annotated as alpha-galactosidase 3. The record is from RefSeq and is a predicted model, not a curated record. Lineage: Eukaryota; Viridiplantae; Streptophyta; Magnoliopsida; Fabales; Fabaceae. The coding region runs from base 95 to 934 and encodes 279 amino acids. Gene Ontology annotation, molecular function: hydrolase activity, hydrolyzing O-glycosyl compounds. Gene Ontology annotation, biological process: carbohydrate metabolic process. The transcript has 10 exons.
CUCAGUUCUUGCUCUCAAGUUUAUAUAUUGCUCUGUAUCUUCCCGAUAAUGCAAGCAAGAAGAGUGGAUUGAGAAGGUUAGGUGAAUUUCAUCCAUGGCAAAGCUGAAACAGAGCAACUCUGCUUGUGUGUGUCUGGUUAUUAUCUUCUUCCUCAGUGCUUCCUCUGUUUCAAUUUGUGCGCGCGUGGCACCUCUCUUGCAGACCUACGAGAAAUCGAUCUUCACCUCAGACUUUCACUCCAUUUACGACACUUCCAAGUAUGGUAUACUUCAGCUCAACAACGGUUUGGGUCGGACGCCUCAGAUGGGGUGGAAUAGCUGGAACUUCUUUGCCUGCAAUAUUAAUGAAACAGUCAUUAAGGAGACAGCUGAUGCACUUGUAUCAACGGGUUUGGCUGAUUUAGGUUAUGUGUACGUCAACAUAGAUGAUUGCUGGUCUUCUGCAGCAAGAAAUUCAAAGGGUCAACUGGUCCCUGAUCCUAAGACUUUUCCAUCAGGAAUCAAAGCUCUUGCAGAUUAUGUACACAAAAAGGGGCUUAAGCUUGGUAUAUAUUCUGAUGCAGGGGUAUUUACAUGUCAAGUCCGACCAGGAUCACUUUUCCAUGAAGUUGAUGAUGCAGACACAUUUGCCUCUUGGGAUAUAGAUUAUUUGAAGUAUGACAACUGCUACAAUCUGGGCAUCCCGCCAAAAAAAAGAUACCCACCAAUGCGUGAUGCCCUGAAUGCAUCUGGACGUGCAAUUUUCUAUUCACUAUGUGAAUGGGGUGUCGAUGACCCUGCUUUAUGGGCAGGCAAGGUUGGAAACAGUUGGCGCACAACUGAUGACAUCAAUGAUUCAUGGGUCAGCAUGACAACUAUUGCUGAUCUGAAUGACAAGUGGGCAGCUUAUGCUGGUCCUGGAGGAUGGAAUGGUAAAAUUUAUGUAUUUUUCUAGUAAUUUCUGUAAACCAGUUGAUAACCAUUCUUGUUUAUUCUGCAUGUUAUCUCUCUUGG